Pteronotus mesoamericanus is the source of this 381-nucleotide messenger RNA. RefSeq names its product urocortin (gene UCN). The transcript has a single exon. Gene Ontology annotation, cellular component: extracellular region. The coding region runs from base 1 to 381 and encodes 126 amino acids. The record is from RefSeq and is a predicted model, not a curated record. Gene Ontology annotation, biological process: negative regulation of feeding behavior. Lineage: Eukaryota; Metazoa; Chordata; Mammalia; Chiroptera; Mormoopidae. Gene Ontology annotation, molecular function: hormone activity.
AUGAGGCUGGCCGGUCGCGCGGCGCUGCUGGCGGUGUUGCUGCUCCUGGCACAGUUGCGCCCAGGGAGCAACCAGUGGAGCCCGGAGGAGGUGGCGGCCAGAGUCCAGGACCCGAGUCUGCGCUGGAGUCCCGGGGCUCGGAACCAGGGUGGUGGAGCCCGCGCGCUCCUCUUGCUGUUGGCCGAGCGCUUCCCCCGCCGCGCAGGGACCGGCGGAUGGGGAUCCGGGACCUCAGGUGAGCGGCCGCGACGGGAGGACCCUCCGCUGUCCAUCGACCUCACUUUCCACCUGCUGCGGACCCUGCUGGAGCUGGCGCGGACGCAGAGCCAGAGGGAGCGCGCGGAGCAGAACCGCAUCCUAUUUGACUCAGUGGGCAAGUGA